Messenger RNA from Peronospora farinosa, 1257 nucleotides. Lineage: Eukaryota; Oomycota; Peronosporomycetes; Peronosporales; Peronosporaceae. The record is from the annotation of a GenBank genome assembly.
AUGGCCCAAGAACUCCACCAACCAGUCGAAUCAAAUGCUACCGCUCAGGAUGAAAAUUGGAAAGCUUCUCUUAUAAAACCGGUAAAAGAUACACGUAUACAAACUGAAGAUGUGACAAAUGUCAAGGGGAAUGAAUUUGAAGAUUAUUUUUUAAAACGAGAACUUUUAAUGGGUAUUUUUGAAAAAGGAUUUGAACGUCCGUCUCCUAUUCAAGAAGAAGCAGUGCCAAUUAUUCUCGCAGGACGAAAUGUCAUGGCUCGUGCCAAAAAUGGAACCGGUAAAACCGCUGCUUUUAUUAUUCCGUGUCUUGAAAAAACCGACACUAGUAAAAAGCAUAUUCAAGUACUGAUUUUAGUUCCAACACGGGAAUUGGCACUUCAGACCUCAGCUAUUGUGAAAGAGAUUGGAAAACAUAUGGGGAUUGAAUGUAUGGUCUCAACGGGUGGUACUAGUCUAAAGGACGAUAUCAUGCGUCUUUAUCAGACAGUCCAUAUUCUAGUUGGUACACCUGGUCGAGUCAUGGAUUUGGCAAAUAAAGGAGUCGCUGAUUUGAGUCAAUGCACUACUGUUAUUAUGGAUGAAGCAGAUAAAUUAUUGUCUCCGGAAUUUCAGCCCUUGCUGGAGCAAUUAAUUAAUCAUACGGCCAAGCAACGACAGAUUUGUCUCUUUUCAGCCACGUUUCCAGUCACGGUCAAGGCAUUUAAAGAUCGAUUCGUUGAGAAUCCAUACGAAAUUCAUCUCAUGGACGAAUUGACAUUAAAAGGUGUGUCUCAGUUUUAUGCUUUUGUUGAAGAGCGGCAAAAAGUACACUGCCUGAAUACGCUGUUUUCGAAGCUUGAUAUUAAUCAGUCCAUUAUCUUUUGCAACUCGGUGAACCGUGUCGAGCUGCUAGCAAAAAAAGUGACGGAACUGGGAUUUUCGUGCUUUUAUAUCCAUGCCAAGAUGAAUCAGGCCCACCGUAACCGCGUGUUCCAUGAGUUUCGUAAUGGUGCUACACGGCACUUGGUCUGCUCAGACUUGUUCACGCGCGGUAUCGAUAUUCAAACGGUGAAUGUCGUGAUUAACUUUGAUUUCCCAAAGAACUCGGAGACGUAUUUGCACCGUAUCGGUCGCUCCGGGCGGUACGGCCACCUUGGUCUGGCCAUCAAUAUGAUCACGUACGAAGACCGAUUCAACCUGUACCGAAUUAAGCAGGAGCUCGGCACGGAGAUUCGACCCAUUCCGCCAGUCAUUGAUCGUAACUUGUACUGCAAGUAA